This is a messenger RNA of Aphis gossypii (cotton aphid), 2729 nucleotides long. It is a transcript of the gene KLHL18, whose product is annotated as kelch-like protein 18. The transcript is spliced from 10 exons. Gene Ontology annotation, molecular function: protein binding. Lineage: Eukaryota; Metazoa; Arthropoda; Insecta; Hemiptera; Aphididae. The record is from RefSeq and is a predicted model, not a curated record. The coding region runs from base 360 to 2174 and encodes 604 amino acids.
CUAUAACCACAGAACAAUAGGUAUUAAGUCUAUUUAUGACUCAUAUAAAUAUUAUAAAUAAAAUAAUUAGCUAAGGGAUUUCCCUCUUUAUUUAACUUUAUCCAAGCAUGAAGCAAUUAUUAUAUUUAAAAUAUUAAUAUAAGUAAUAUACCUAACGUUAUGGCUAACUGCUAACAAUGCAUAAUACUUAAUGUACGUAAUUAAUUUAAUUACCAAAUUCCCGAUAUUAUCGAGUUGUCCAAAACGUAUCAGUUUAUUCAGUUUUAAAUGGUCCGUUCCACUCGUGUUUGUUGGUAGAUUUUAGUUUUUGCUAUCCCUUUCUGCUUGAUUAAGCCUUAAACGUCGUUGAAGACAGACCGAUGCUUUUCGAUAUGGAAUUGGAGACGAUGAUUGAUCAACAAAACAUGGCGUUUAAUCCGGCCAAGUUGCAUUCAUCAAUUAAGAUACCGUUCCCGAAAUCUUCAUCGAUUGAAAGCGAAUACUUUGUCUAUAAUCAGUCGGAUCUGUUCUCUCAGAGUUUUUCGGUGAUUGAGGGCAUACGUCGUAUGGGAAAACUAUGCGAUGUCACGCUGACAGUAGACAACAUGUCGUUUAGUGCUCAUCGUAUAGUGUUGGCCGCCACAAUACCGUAUUUUAAUGCUAUGUUUACACAUAAUAUGAUUGAAAGUACUCAAAAAGAUAUUGUGAUUCAUGGCAUUGAUCCUGAAGCAUUGGAAGCAUUGAUUAAUUUUGCAUACAGUAGUCGAAUAUCAAUAAAUAUUAAUAAUGUUCAGUCACUUUUAAUCGGGGCCUCGUAUUUGCAGUUGAAAUGGGUGCAAAAUGCAUGUGCAACAUUCAUUAAAGAAAGGUUUCAUCAAAAUAAUGUUUUAAAAGUACGUACAUUAGCUGAUUCGUUAGGGUGCUAUGGCUUAUUGGCUGAUGCUAAUAGAUAUAUAGCUCAGUAUUUUCCUGAUAUAUCAUUGUCUGAAGACUUCUUAAAUCUCAAUAUAUCUGAAAUAAUAGACAUUGUCUAUAAAGAUGAAUUACAAGCAUCGGAAGAACAGGUAUUCGAAGCAGCUAUUCGCUGGGUUAAACAAGAAAAAUCGAGACAAGAAUGUUUUUCUCAGUUGCUUGCUGCUGUAAGAUUGCCAUUACUUUCACCUCAUUAUUUGGCUGAUCGAGUUGCUACAGAAGAAUUAAUUAGAUCUUCUCACGAAUGCAGAGAUCUAUUAGAUGAAGCUAAAGAUUACCAUUUAAUGCCCGAAAGACGAAUUUUGUUACAAAGCUUUCGCACUAGACCUCGCUGUGUCAGUUAUAUUCAAGGACACAUAUAUGCAGUAGGUGGACUUACUAAAUCAGGUGAUUCAUUAAGUACUGUUGAAGUCUAUAAUCCCAUAACUGAACGAUGGGAACUUGCCGAAGCAAUGAGCAUAUUACGUAGUAGAGUUGGAGUAGCUGUACUAAAUAAUAAAUUAUAUGCAUUUGGAGGCUAUAAUGGAAUUGAAAGACUAUCUUCAGUAGAAGUAUUUGAUCCUAUAACAAAAUCUUGGAAUAUAGUUUCACCAAUGCAUCGUAAACGCAGUGCCCUUGGAGCAGCCGCUCUAAAUGAUCGACUAUACGUGUGUGGAGGAUUUGAUGGAGUCAGUUCAUUAAAUAUUGUUGAAUGUUAUCAGCCUGAUUUAGAUCGCUGGACAAUCAUUACACCAAUGCAAAAACAUCGUAGUGCUGGUGGUGUUGUAGCAUUUGAUGGUUAUAUUUAUAUACUUGGAGGUCACGAUGGCCUAAGUAUUUUUGACUCUGUUGAACGGUAUGAUACUUAUACAGGUCAAUGGCUAUCUGUAACACCUAUGUUAAUGAAACGUUGUCGCUUAGGAGUGGCCACGUUAAACGGUAAACUUUAUGCAUGUGGUGGAUAUGAUGGAUCAACGUUUUUACAAACUGUUGAAGAAUAUGAUCCUCAGACAGACAAGUGGAGAUUUGUGGCUUCGAUGAAUGUGACAAGAAGCCGGGUGGCAUUGGUUGCCAAUGCUGGAAAAUUGUGGGCCAUUGGUGGAUAUGAUGGAUUUUUGAAUUUACCCACUGUUGAAGUGUAUGACCCCAAAGCUGAUUGCUGGAUGUUCGCAGCUUCCAUGUGCGCCCAUGAAGGUGGAGUCGGAGUUGGUGUCAUACCUAUUCAAGAGCCCGAAGUUCCAUAAAUAUAUAAUAAGUCAUUGUAAUAUAACAUAACCAUCUUUAAUACUGCAAUGUGAGCUGUAGGAUUGGUAGCAUAUGUAAUUUGUAAAAACUAAAACAAUAUUGUACAUUAUAUUAUGUUUAUUGACUGAUAAUUUUUACGACAUUUUGAAAGACAAUAUCACUGCAAAUUAUAUUCGAAUAUUAAUCAAACAUUCAUUCCAAGUACAGUAACGGUUGAUAUGAAAAAACUUGUAUUCAGUCUUAAACUCCUAAAACGGAUUUAAAAAAAAUUGGUUUAGUUAACUUUGUGUAUUACAUGACCCCUGAAAAUAUUCAAGUUGUGCCACUGCUUUCUAGUAAUUUAAUUUUGUCUCUUACUGGUUUUAUUUAGUCAAACCUCUUUGUAUAUUAUAUAGGUUUUUAUCCCAUGACAUAUUUUUGUUUCAUUUUUCCCCUAUGUUGUGUUCCUUAUAUAUAUAUAUAUAUAUAUAUGUGUGUAUUUAAAAUUGCUAAUAUGAUAAAUACAUGUAGAAUGUUAUACAUACCUAAUAUAUUUUUUAUACUUGUACCUCAAA